UACCCCCUCAUCGAUACGUGCAACUGAUACUACCCGGGAAAAACUCGACCUCACACGGCGAUCGGCUCUGCGUGUGUGCGUGUGCAUGUGUUUGUGCGUGUGUGUGUGCGCGUGUGUGUGUGUGUGUGUGUGUGCGCGCGCGCGCGCUUCGCAAACUUUUUUUUUUUUCCUCCGCGCAUGGUCCUGUGCGCGCGCUCUCUGUCUCGAUCUGCGCCUGGCACGGACCACGAGCACGAAAAAGUUUCUCUCGUGCGGGAUAAAAAAAAAAGGAAAAAAAACCAAAGGAUCUGGCGAGGAAUUACUUUAUACACCGACGAGCCCUGUCGAGUUUGACUUGCCGGCUAGAGGCAUUUAUUCUAAGUAUAAAGGACGGACCCAAUCGGCACCAUACUCCCCAUACCAUUCCCCCACGCUCUUUUCUCUCCACCCCUUCCCCCUGCCCCACUGAGCUCUCCGCUCACCCCUCCUCCUCAGCCGACCCCCCCUUCCAAGAUGGACCUUCACCACCGAGCCGCCUUCAAGAUGGAGAGCUCAUCGUACCUCCCUGGGCCACUGGCGUCCCCAGCUCUCAUGGUGCUGGCGUCAACGGCUGAUGCCAGCCGCGAUGCCUCUGCCCCGUGCCAGCAGCCCCGGCCAUUUGGCGCCCCCGUCUCUGUCUCAGAUAAGGACGUGCACCUACCAUUCGCCAACGGCUCCUACGCCUUCGCCUCCGUCUACCACCGGCAGCCUGGCUUUGGUGGACGUGACUUUGCGCCCUCUCUCCUGCACCUGCACCAUCAGUUUGCACCACCUGGCCUGGACUGUCCGCCAUCCAUCGGUGUGCUCAACCACGGUGCUGUCGGAGCCUUCCGGCCCUUCGCAUCGCCACCAGAAGAGCGUGAUUCGGCCUCAGGUGCCUACCAAUCAGCUUUCACUCCAGCGAAGCGCCUCAAGGGCUGCCUGGAGGCAGAAGCAUCUCCACACCUGCGCUACUCAGACGCCGAGGGCAAAGAGUAUGACUACGGUGGUGCCCACGUGCCCUCAGGCUCACCCGGUGCCCUCAAGGCUGUGGAGGAUGCCGGAAAGAAAAUCUUCGCUGUUUCUGGCCUGCUGUCCGACCGCGAGGCCUCAUCCAGCCCAGAGGACCGCAUUGAGCGCUGCAAGAAGAAGGUGUCUUUGUAUGACAGCCAGGCUCCCAUCUGCCCGAUCUGCCAGGUUCUGCUGCGUCCUGGAGAACUGCAGGAGCACAUGGAGCAGGAGAUGGAGAGGCUCACCCAUUUGCACAUCAGUAAGAACCCGUUACAGAAGGAUCUCAGCACAGCGCCCGGCACACCCAAGUCUCUCCUGUUGUCAGUGCACAUCAAGCGUGAGGGAGAGUCUCCAGUAAUCUCACCACUGUCCUCCGAUGACCCGCACCAUUCUGACAGAUACCAGACAUUUCUGCGCGUGCGGGCGAACAGACAAACACGACUGAAUGUCGGUGACCUCUGCUGGCGCAGGCGUUACGGCAAGGAUGUGCCCCGAGAUGUGCCCCUAGCUUCCUACUGCCUACACGACGCUCGGAUCGGCAAGCUGAAGCGGCGGAAGCCGGAAGAUGGACAGGUAUGUCCGCUGUGCAGCGCUCCGCUGGAAGGAACAGUUGAGGAAAUGAAUAGGCAUGUGGAAGAGUGUCUGUUAAAGAGGGAGGGCGGCAUGGAGGACGACCAAGCCGAAGCGGAAGGCGAGAAUGGCACCCGUUUCGAAGAGUACGAGUGGUGUGGCCAGAAGAGGAUCCGAGCCACCUCUCUGCUGGAGGGAGGCUUUAGAGGAACAGGCUUUGCCAUGUGCAGCACAAAAGAGAGCCAUGACAGCGAUGCUGACCUGGACGUGGACGGAGACGACACGCUGGAGUACGGCAAAGCACACAGGUACACCGAAGCAGAUAUCAUUCCCUGUUCCGGCGAAGACCAAGGGGAGACCAAAGAACGCGAGGCACUCCGUGGAGCCGUUUUAAAUGGAGGCAUGCCAUCCAACAGGAUAACACCGGAGUUCUCUAAGUGGGCUAGCGACGAAAUGCCGUCCACCAGCAACGGUGAGAGCAGCAAGCAGGAGGCCAGUUCCGCGUCGACAUCCACCGUGCCCAGGACCUGCAAAAACAGUGAGAUUGAAAAAAUCACAGAAGAUUCCACAGGCACCACACUGGACGCCCUGAAGGCUCGCAUCCGAGAACUGGAGAAGCAGAUCCUCAGAGGAGACCGAUACAAGUGUCUGAUCUGCAUGGACUCCUACACAGCGCCCCUCACCUCUAUCCAGUGUUGGCAUGUCCACUGUGAAGAAUGCUGGCUUAGGACUCUGGGAAACAAGAAACUGUGUCCACAGUGCAACACCAUCACGUCGCCAGGGGACCUCCGACGCGUGUAUUUGUGAACGAGCCACCACCAGCGUCCAGAUUCUUCCCCUGUUUUUGCUUUUUUAUUUUUGUCUAUUCUGUUCUGGUGGAUUUCAGUUUCCUUUUCCAGACUGAGAGUCUAGUGCCGAUAUUAGCGAGGAGCAUCUGAUGUAGCAGCAAACUGCACAGGGACUUGUAAGGACUAUGUAUAGACUCGGAACUUCCCUGUGAGUGAGAAGCUCCUCCCACUUCUUGCCCAGCCUCUGACUCUAAUCCCCCCACCCCCGCCCCUUUGUGGUGCUCCAUGUUCCGGUGCAGGUUCAUAACGCUGCUGCCCACUUCCCUGCUUCGCUUUGACACAUGCCUCUGUCCGUUAUGAUGGAGUGUGUGUUCGUGUGUGUCUGUGUGUGCAUGUUGGAUGGAUCUCUCUCUCUCUCUCUCUCUCUCUCUCUCUCUCUCUCUCUCUCUCUCAGCAAGUCCACUGAACUAGUCUUCAGCUGGUACAGCCCUACAUCCCGGCAGGGACAAAAAAAAAAAAAAAAAUAGUUUAGCCUCCACCCUUCCGUCACUUUCAUUCCUUUCUUCGAAGUGUCAUUGUGUUUUUUCUCUUCCACCCACACACAAUUUUCACUUCUUUUGUGGUGUUCUAGUGACGUCAACCAAAUUCAACGAACCAGUUCAAGCACAUGUAUUAUAGUCUUGUAUGUUUACGGUGUUGUGAGUUAAUGACAUAGAGAACACACUCGUAUACACACGCAUAACAUGCGCACACACUAGAAAAAAAAACCAAAAUAAAAAAUAAAAAAAACGACACACACGAGUAUAUAUUGCUAAAGUCCAGUUUUAGUUGGGGUCAGGGUCGGGUGGGUGAGGGGAGGGGCUGAUGUUUCAGUCUUUGUGGAAAAAGAAAUCCCUCUGUAUUUUUAAACGGGUGUUGUUGUCUUGAGGUUGAAGUUGUAUUUCAUUGUACAGGAAGAAAUUUAAUAAUAUUAAUAAUGAAGUACUCAAACUAGGCUUUAAAGGUUUAGGCUGUACGUUUUUUUGUUGUUGUUUUUUUUUCCCCCAACUCUGAUAUACGAUAUAAAAUGUAGAUUCAAAUCUAAAGCUCAACUUUUUUUUUUCUUUGCCUUUUUAAAAUAUUGGAAAUAUUGGACUGAUUUUAAUUUACUCUUAACCACCCUGAUGACAACAAAAUCAUUUGAAUGAGGAAUAAACAACUUUAUCAUUGUCA
Messenger RNA from Silurus meridionalis, 3578 nucleotides. RefSeq names its product ring finger protein 220a (gene rnf220a). The transcript is spliced from 16 exons. The record is from RefSeq and is a predicted model, not a curated record. Gene Ontology annotation, molecular function: metal ion binding; ubiquitin protein ligase activity. Gene Ontology annotation, biological process: protein ubiquitination. Bases 493 to 2385 code for a protein of 630 amino acids. Lineage: Eukaryota; Metazoa; Chordata; Actinopteri; Siluriformes; Siluridae.